AUGAUUGAGAAAGCUUUAGACGCCGCAUCUGAUAGGAGCGAAAUCACUUCGCCUCAAUUUGAAGCAUGGAGAAAGCGCCCGAGUGGUUAUCCUCGCUUUUCAGAGCGCAUUGCAGUCAAACCGGAAACAGGCAUCUACCGACGAUUCGACGCGCUCAACGCCCGGCGUAUACUAUUUCUCCAAGCUGAGCUUUGUGUAUUGGAACUCGCGAUACGGGAGGUUGAAGCCAGGGAUAAUGCGGACAAAACCGGGAAAAAGUCGCAAUACGCGACUGACUACUACCGCAUGCUGAAGGCUCCAGUCAACCAGCAAAGAGAGCAGUUAGAGCUGGUUACGAAAAUGAAUGGAAAGCUCGACCAGUACAGAUACUCUUCAGACCAAGCUGUCCUUCAGGUAUCGAGGCUUCACGAACUGCGAUCGCCCGACCGAUUCGAUCUUAGCGAUGUCCAAACAUUCUUGCGAAGUAAUGAGAUGGGACCGCCGUACCUGGACGGCGAAGAUCGUGACCUAUGGGGCAGACCGGACGAUGUCAACAACUAUGCGCCCGAUCUGGUUGGAGUGCACCCCCGCAUCAAGGAGGACACAUUCUCUCGGUUAGUUUCAGAAAGAGCGAUAUAUCUCUUCAAAUGUGGACUGGGUAUGUUCACGAAGGGUAAUCAGCAUGUCGGCCGGUACAUCUACUAUGACUCCGUAGUCUUGAGGGCGACGUCGUGGAUCACGUGUAUCCUGGCCUCUCUUUUGCCGAUUGCGUCGAUAAUCGUGUUGACGCAUCUGUCAAAUUUGAACACGAAGCUUUGGGUAAUCGCUGUGUUCAACGUGUUUACCAGUGUGUGCCUGCGUACGUUGACGGAUGCGAAACGGGCGGAGAUUUUCGCUGUAACUGCUGCGUAA
Alternaria viburni is the source of this 891-nucleotide messenger RNA. RefSeq lists its product as uncharacterized. Bases 1 to 891 code for a protein of 296 amino acids. The transcript has 2 exons. The record is from RefSeq and is a predicted model, not a curated record. NCBI's taxonomy places the organism in Eukaryota, Fungi, Ascomycota, Dothideomycetes, Pleosporales, Pleosporaceae.